Paecilomyces variotii is the source of this 2057-nucleotide messenger RNA. RefSeq lists its product as hypothetical. Lineage: Eukaryota; Fungi; Ascomycota; Eurotiomycetes; Eurotiales; Thermoascaceae. The coding region runs from base 446 to 1888 and encodes 480 amino acids. The record is from RefSeq and is a predicted model, not a curated record. Gene Ontology annotation, cellular component: membrane. The transcript has 2 exons.
UUCUAUCAUCUGGAAAGUGACGAUCGGCACUGCCUGGCCGGACCAACUAUGUCAUGGGGCUGACCUUGCUGGAAUUCCGCCCACUUUCAAGGCUGUGGCUAUGGUUCACGCUUUUGGCUUUCUUUCUGUUCCUCUUAAAGGGCCCUUUGCUUUCUUUUUUUUCUUUUUUACCUACAUGAUCUCACUCUAUCAGUUCGUUGUCGUUCAUUUAUUCUUAUGCUGCCCGUUAUGGAACUUCAUGUUGCUCGUUAGAUACCUGGGUUCUGCCAUCGCUCGUCUACCUAUUGCUACUACCAUACAAUAACUACCACCGUCAUUACUCUAGGGUUUCCUGUGGCAGUCUUUUGGACGUGCCAUCCGAGAUGCGAGUGGCACCUUGUAGCCAGUGACCGCGAUUGUCUCUCUCGAGAGAAGCCAAGUCCCAGCUGGAUAACGGUGGGCAACGAUGAUGCAAUCAGGGUCGAACAUCUCUCUCCUUGACAACACCAUUCCUGGACAGCGCUCAGAUGAUGAGGGCUCUCAACCACCAACGGCGGCAAGGACCCCGUCUUUGAACUUAGCCAAGCGGCUCACUGGUGGCUCGAUCAGGCAAAGACGAAAAUACGCAAAAUGGCAACAGGAUAAGCUGGGACUGAAUGAAGACGCCUCUGUCGGCAGGGUUAAUUCGCGCGCUAGCAGUGCGUCACGCAGAGAGCGGCCGCCAUCAGACUGGGAUGGGGAUACUGAUGGCAGUUUGUCCAGAGAGGAUGAAGAGCGCCGGAAUAUUGAUGCGACAGACUUUGCCCGUGUGGCCAGUGAAGGCCAGACAGAAGGCCCGCCGAGGACGGAAAAUGCUGAUCUCGGAGGCAGCAGCCAGCUCGACGUGUUGUAUGAGAACCAGCGGGGCAUGUUCUUCUUCGGCAUCCCGCUUUACUCCCAUGAGUCCCUCCUGAAUCUUGACCCAGGCCCGUGGGUCACGCAAGAUUUCAAAGAAAGCCCAGUGGAUAUUACAAAUGCACAGGUCCCGGACCCAAGCUGGAAAUGGGCCUGGAAGACCUGGUAUGUCGACAUGUCGGGUGAUGUCGACGAGGAGGGAUGGGAAUAUUCAUUUUCCUUCUCCGUAAAGAAGGCCUGGCAUGGAACUCACCCCUGGUUCCAUUCCUGGGUACGCAGACGACGCUGGGUCAGACUAAGAACCAAGAGGUUUUCAAAACGGACAGAAAGAGAAGGACGGUCAGGAUUUGAGAUGGCACACAUGUUCAAUGAAGACUACUUCACCAUCCAUCCAACCCUUACUAAUAUAAAGAGCAGAGAGCCCAGCAUAGGACGAGGUAGCAUCGCUAGGGCGGCAGAGGUUCACAAGAUCGAAGAGGAGGAGUAUCACUUUGAUGAGAUUGGGGAUAUCCCGACCCUGAUGCAAGCUGUGAAGCAUGCCAUCGUGGACCGUGAGAAGCUCACCGCUUUGAAUAGAUUCAUUCAAGAGGGAGGGGAAGAGCUGCAUUAUCUCCCAUCAAAGAUUCCCGAGAUUAUGUCCCGCCUUGUCUAUCAAACAUCUCGAUGGCAGUUUUACAGCUACCUACAAGGAGUAAUCGCAGAGGAGUCCAAGGACUUGGCUGAGAACGACACGUCCGCAGAGGCGGAUGCAAAGAAGCGACGGAUUGCUAAUCUCUCCAAAGCUGCAGAAAGUGUGAAGAGCCAUACACCAGGCCCUGUUGUCCUUUCUGAUCCCCAGGGCAGACCUGUUGGUAAGGUAGACUUGCCGCCUGCCUGGGUCCACCGCCGACUAUCAUCAUCAUCGGUGAAACAAGAGCCAAGCUCAACGAUGAAUGGGUUCGUAGAGAUCAAAGGCAUCCCCGAGGAAGCAGAAGUUGGACAGGACGAUCAUCGCGUCCACAUCCGGCGGUCAUGAGUUAUUCGCUAUCCAUUUCAUAUCCUUAAUAUUAGUGGGAAAAAGCCACACAGGGAAUAGAAACGGGAGAAUAAUAAUAAUAAAAAACAAUCUAUGAUUCAUGCGUUGUACUGUCCAUGUUGAGCGAGGCGAGGAAAUAGUUGUUGUUAGUCUAGAUUGAGCAACCGGG